AUGACGAACCGCAAGCUCAAAGGCCCAUCGCAUUUUUGCGAGUGGGUAGUUGGAACAACAAUCGAAUCUGCCCUUCGUCCCAUUCCCAGUCCCAAGCCUAAACCCCCCAAGAACAGGAAACGAGAAGUAGUGCGCGUUCAAGUUACUACUGACGACGAGUCCGAGGAAGACACUGUCAGAAUCACCUACCCUCGUACAGGACGCAGCAUCCCCCCCUCUCCCCCUGAUCCCGAGUCAGAAGCUGAAGCUGAAGCUGAAGCUGAACCCGAACCCGAGCCUGUCCCUAUUGUUACCGAAGCCAAGACUGUGAUCAAGAAAGUCCGCUUCGAAGAUGGCCCCAUUAAAUCUGCUUUGAAGCAAACCGUCAUCACAACCCCAGUUGAGUCUCCUGAUGAAACAUCCGAGUCUGGUACAGAGUCUGAAUCUGAGCCCGAGUCAGACUCCAGUCAGUCCGACACCUUAUCAAGUUCUGAUGCAACCGAUUCUGACGCUGAGAGUUCAGAUACCUCUGCCAAACAGAGGAACAAGAGAAGAAGAAGGAGGCAAAGGCAAAAACAGAAACAGAAACAAAUCGAGGCUGAUUCUGAAAGCGACUGGGACUCGGAUCCGGACCCGACUUGCAAGAAAAAAAGCAAGGAACACACACCUCCCCCUAGCCCCGAGACAUCUGAAUCGGAAGAAGAAAUCCCCAAGUACAAACAGAAAUCUGGAAAGAACAAGAAGAAGGGCGCAAAGAAGGUAAAGGAGCCGGAGCCAGACUCAGACGCCUCUGAUUCUGCCAAGGACACUUCGGAAUCGGAGCCCGAGACACCACCACCGAAGAAACAGCAGCAAUCAAACAAGAAACAAAAACAGGGCAAGAAAAAGGGCAAAAAGAAUCAAGACCCAGCGUCUGAGCCUGGAACAUCAGAAUCCGAACCUGAUCCCCCUAAGAAAAACAAGAAGCAGCAGCAAAAGGCAAACGCCAAAAGGGGUGGCAAAAAGGCCAAAAAGCCGGAACCUGAACCGGAACCUGAAGAGGCUGACGGUGAAACUUCUGAGUCGGCCAAAGGAACAGAAGACGAAGCCGAGCCAGAGGAGGAGACGUCUAAGCAGCAAAAUAAAGGCAAGCAGAAGAACAAAAACAAACAGUCAGACAAGGCAAACAACCAGCCGAAAAAGAACAAAAAGAAGCAAAAGGCUGAAAAAGAGACGAAUAAAGGGCCAGAAACCCCCGGAGAACCAGAAGCUGAAGAACAGGCUGCUGAAGCAACCAAGGAACAAGACCAAGGCAAGUCAGGAAAAAUGAAAAUGAAAGAAAAUGGGCAACCCAAAUACAAGGAUGGAGUCAAGAAGGGCAAUUAUCCCGAAGGACUUCCAGGCCCUCACAUGCGUCGCCCACAGCUGAUCGAACCGAUUCGGGCGCAAGUGGUUCAGACGGAACGCGUGAUCGAAACCCCUGAAGACCCGGCACCAAAUGCUUACUACGAUUCAGAACAGAAUAUCAUGCGAGUCUACCAUGGUCCUGUCUAUGGCAACCAUCAAAGCAAUGCCCUCUACCCUGAGCGCAACGGCUCACAUCGCCCCUUACCUAUGGGAAUGCCUCACCCUAUGCAGAACCCCUACUACUAUGGCUUCAACAACCCCAAGGAAUACCCCAACUACUCGCAUAUGUCGCCAUAUCAUCAGCACUACGCAGGUGUCCCACCCCCAGAGGCAUACCCCCAUGUCCCAAUCACCCAAACAAUGCCCCCUCCUCCCUGGUAUGGCAUGGCAGGACCUCCAGGACCUUUCCCAACCCCAGUCAGCUACCAAGAAAAGACCGCUCCUGCCUCCAGCAAGGACAAGGCCAGCCAGAACAACAACGUUGGGCCGCCAAGCCUCACAGGAAAGGACAACCCGUAUUUGCCCAAGAGAAACAAAUCCCAGUUCAGCGCAUGGGGCAGCCAAGGAGCUCGAACUGCCUCCAAAGAACACAGCCAGCCAGCGGGUUCAGUCAGAGCAGCGUCGAACAAUUGGGGUGGUAGCAACAAUAACGAUCAAGGAAAUACUUGGAACGAUGGAGCCGGUGAUCCUCAGAAUGGCCAGAGUAGCUGGGAUGCUGCUGGCCAAGAUAACAACAACAGCAAUAACGGCAAUGACAAAAGUGGUAGCGGUGGUGGCGACGACCAAAAUGGUGUUUGGGGGGCCAACACCAACGACAACCAAGCACCUAUCGACUGGGGCAACGGCGACACUCAAGAGACGACUCAGAAUCAAGAAUGGGGCACUGGCUCGAACAAAAGCAAUGAGACUGUUCGUAAGGCUGGAGACCACUGGGGCAAUGAUACUUACCCAGGUGCUAGCGGCGACUGGGACCAGCCAAAAGAUGGUGUGAGCAGUGUUGGGCAAGGUGCAGACAACAACGUUGGUGUUUUGGCAGCGGAUGAUGCCAACGAAAACGGAAACGGAAACGGAAAUGGAAGCGGGAAUGGGAACGAUAAUGAGCCGCCUGUUUCUACAGCAGGAGACGGCGGAGCCGACAAUGUCAUGCCAGGUACUUGGGUCGAAACACCAUCUCUCACCGUUGGACCUGAAUGGGGCGAUGCCACUGCAGCACAGGAGACGAAUGGAGCGGCUGAUCAUUGGUAA
Messenger RNA from Fusarium pseudograminearum CS3096, 2610 nucleotides. RefSeq lists its product as uncharacterized. The record is from RefSeq and is a predicted model, not a curated record. NCBI's taxonomy places the organism in Eukaryota, Fungi, Ascomycota, Sordariomycetes, Hypocreales, Nectriaceae. The transcript has 3 exons. Bases 1 to 2610 code for a protein of 869 amino acids.